Peromyscus leucopus (white-footed mouse) is the source of this 1569-nucleotide messenger RNA. RefSeq names its product inositol 1,4,5-triphosphate receptor associated 2. The transcript is spliced from 11 exons. Gene Ontology annotation, cellular component: endoplasmic reticulum membrane. The coding region runs from base 1 to 1569 and encodes 522 amino acids. NCBI's taxonomy places the organism in Eukaryota, Metazoa, Chordata, Mammalia, Rodentia, Cricetidae. The record is from RefSeq and is a predicted model, not a curated record.
AUGGCCUCAGUGAGGAAAGAAUCCAAGAAGAGUCACAACCCGGUAGAGAGUGUUUGUCGAAAAAUCAGAGCCAUUCGGAAGAGAGAGGCCCUUUUGAAUCCGAUUCAACAGAUUGCUAAAUGCAAGUCCAGCAGCCCUGACAGUCCACAGUCUAAAACCAAGAGAGCCUUUGGGGAGAUGCUGGCGAGAGUGACUGCUACUCAUGUUCCUGUGCUGGACUCCCACUUCUCAAGUUCUGAGAGAAGGCACAGCCUCGCUUCCCGCCCUGAAACCAUGUCCUCAAGAACCUCGCCCAGCUCUCCUCAGGACGGCCUGGACUUGGUUGUUCUGGAGAGUUCUGCGAACUGCUCACAGCAGAGGCUGUGGAGCGACCAGCAUCCUCCAUCUUUGGAGUCUCAGUCUGGCCGAGGGGGAUGCUUCCCCAGCAAGGAUUUAGGUGGUAGCUGCAGUAUGAACUCUUUGUGCACCUCAGACCUUGGCUUUCUUCGCAGCUCUGAGAGGGACACUAUGUUUUCCACUCCUUGGGAUCAGGUGGUGAGAAAAUUAUCUCUGAAUGAGGAUGGGUUGAAAACAGAAAGUGAGGGUAUCCAGGCAGACGGAGCCUACAGUGCCCAUGGGACCCAUGGAGAAGAAUUUCUGGCAGGCGUUUUUCAAGAGUUGGACACUGAGCACAGAGGCACAGUAGGAGUCAACAAAAUAAUGACUUACCUGAGACAAACCACUGGCCGAGACUCAGAAGACAGUGUCCUUGAAGAGCUGGGGACCAUGCUUGAUCCUGAAAAUACAAACCCAUGUGUGGACCUGGACACCUUCCAGGGCAUCAUGAAGAAGUGGAUAGCUCACUAUAUGACCAGGAGGGAAGGAACAAGGAGUCGAUGGAGUGGCAGCUGGGAUGACUCUGUGUUUGAACCACAGGAAGAUGUGAGACCAGAUGGGCCAAGCUGCGAGCUGCUCCAGGAUUUCAGGGCAUGGAAGAAGGAGAUGUCUGACUUAAUGACAUGUGUUGCGGACCUGCACUCCAACAAGCAGAAACUGGAAGAGGAGAACAGAACAUGUAAACUGGCAUUAGAAGCCAUGGAAGAAGCCAACAGGCAGCUGGCAGAGGACUGCACCAGCCUGCACCUUCAGAUGAAAACUGCCCAGCAAGCUGUCAGGAGAGGCGGUCUUUUGAAGGAGGAGCUGGAGGACCUGAAGGUCACCAUGGCUGUGUCAGAAGAGCAGAAGACCAUGGCCGUGGCCCAGAACAAGCAGUUAGAGACAGAAAUCAGGACUCUGCUUCUUAAGGUUCGGGCUCUCCAAGAAGAGAAUAUUAAGAAUGUCAGGGACAUAGACUCUCUGGAAAAGAAGAUUGAGGAAUUAUCUGAAACCAAGAAAGAGUGUCAAAUGCAGUUGCACAUGUAUGAGGACAUACUGCUUACUAAAGAUGCAAGUUUGCAAAAGAAGGAUUUAUGCAUAGAAGAACUUGAGUCAACCAUCAUGGAAUACAGACGCAUUCUAGAGAAUUUACGAGAAGAUAAGAACAACCUGGGCCAGGAGUUACAGCUCUUGCAGCACAAACUCAUUGUGUGA